Messenger RNA from Ostertagia ostertagi, 273 nucleotides. Lineage: Eukaryota; Metazoa; Nematoda; Chromadorea; Rhabditida; Trichostrongylidae. The record is from the annotation of a GenBank genome assembly.
AUGGCAGGCCCAAUAGAAAGUCCUGUAGUAAGACCAGCUGUACCCAAGGAUACUGCUCGUAUUCGGCCUGCCCGAGUACUGGCAGUGGCAAUGAAACUGCGCAGCACUCCCAAGAAUGGUGACAAGCAAAGACCAACGAGCCUCCAUCCUGCACCUCCAUCUGGCUGGAUGCACUGCAAAGACCAUCUCCAAGCAGCUCCAGAUUCCCUUAAGAACCGUGUACAACAACGUCAACAGGUACAAGGCGACAGGAACUAUGGAGGACAAGCCUAG